Molecule: messenger RNA, 1764 nt
Organism: Carlito syrichta (Philippine tarsier)
Lineage: Eukaryota; Metazoa; Chordata; Mammalia; Primates; Tarsiidae
Gene: GNB3
Product: G protein subunit beta 3
Exons: 10
Coding region: 249-1271 (340 amino acids)
Biological process (GO): G protein-coupled receptor signaling pathway
Cellular component (GO): cytoplasm; heterotrimeric G-protein complex
Molecular function (GO): protein binding; signaling receptor complex adaptor activity
Source: RefSeq, a predicted model, not a curated record
CACUCCUGCCGCUGAUUUCAUUUGCCUGGCGUCGUGGUUGGCCCUACCCUUCCCGGUCAGGCCCCCAGCCCCCCCGCUGGCCGGGGCCAGGCCAGGCCAGCUCCUCUGGCAGCAGAGCCCGGGCAGGUGACAGGCGGGCGCGGGCGUCGCAGUUGAGGGGCGAAGAGGCGCCCGGGAGCUGGAGCUGGAGCCCCGGCAGAGGUCCAACCAGAGCCCAAGAGCUGGAGCGACCCUUCGACCUGUCAGCCAUGGGGGAGAUGGAACAGUUGCGGCAGGAGGCAGAACAGCUCAAGAAGCAGAUUGCAGAUGCCAGGAAGGCCUGCGCUGACAUUACGCUGGCAGAGCUGGUGUCUGGCCUGGAGGUGGCAGGACGCGUGCAGAUGCGGACGCGGCGGACGUUGAGGGGGCACCUGGCCAAGAUCUAUGCCAUGCACUGGGCCACUGACUCCAAGCUGCUGGUAAGUGCCUCCCAAGACGGGAAGCUGAUCGUGUGGGACACCUACACCACCAACAAGGUGCACGCCAUCCCGCUGCGCUCCUCUUGGGUCAUGACCUGUGCCUAUGCCCCCUCCGGGAACUUCGUGGCAUGUGGGGGGCUGGACAACAUGUGUUCCAUCUACAGCCUCAAAUCCCGCGAAGGCAACGUCAAGGUCAGCCGGGAGCUCUCUGCUCACACAGGUUAUCUCUCCUGCUGCCGCUUCCUGGAUGACAACAACAUUGUGACCAGCUCGGGGGACACCACGUGUGCCUUGUGGGACAUUGAGACCGGCCAGCAGAAGACUGUGUUUGUGGGACACACGGGCGACUGCAUGAGCCUGGCUGUGUCUCCCGACUUCAACCUCUUCAUUUCGGGGGCUUGUGACGCCAGCGCCAAGCUCUGGGACGUGCGUGAGGGGACCUGCCGUCAGACCUUCACGGGCCAUGAGUCGGACAUCAAUGCCAUCUGUUUCUUCCCCAAUGGCGAGGCCAUCUGCACGGGCUCAGACGACGCCUCCUGCCGCCUGUUUGACCUGCGGGCCGACCAGGAGCUGACCGCUUACUCCCAUGAGAGCAUCAUCUGCGGGAUCACGUCUGUGGCCUUCUCCCUGAGCGGCCGCCUGCUCUUUGCUGGCUACGACGACUUCAACUGCAAUGUCUGGGACUCCAUGAAGUGCGAGCGUGUGGGCAUCCUCUCUGGCCACGACAACAGGGUCAGCUGCCUGGGGGUCACCACUGAUGGGAUGGCCGUGGCCACAGGUUCCUGGGACAGCUUCCUAAAGAUCUGGAACUGAGGAAGCUGGAGGAAGGGGCGUGGAAGGCCAUGAAGACACUCAGCUGCCCCCCCCGUCUCUUUCAGGUUUUCUCUCCAGCCCAGGUGCCAUUCCCACUAAGCUUCCUCCUCCUCGGGUGGUGGGGAGUGUGGGGACUGUGCCUUUGGGAGGCAGCAUCAGGGACCCGGGGCAAAGAGCUGCCCCGUCUCCUCCCAUGGCCGCCCCUCCCCACAGUCCAACAGAGUCCAACUCCUUCCCUUCAAAAGCAAGGACAGCCGGCCCCUCCCCAGCCCUCUGCAGGCCCAGCAGGCUUCCCGUCUGAGGCCCCAGACCCUAGCAUUCCUCCCCCAGAGCCACCCCCUUUGUCCAGACCCGGGUGGCAUUGGGCGCUCAGCCCUGUAUCCGUGGCUCGGGCACCACUAGGGCCCUGGCUCCCUUCUUCAUGCUUUUUUCUUUUCCACCUUCUUUUGUUCUCUCCCAAGACACCUGCAAUAAAGCGUAGCACCCUGGUACA